AUGAACGACUCCCGAACUUGGUACAUGGUUAACGCAAUCCCGUAUGUCGGAAAAGUGACAACAGAAAUCGAUGAACCGGUACCCACUUAUUACGUUAGGAAACUAUCGGAGUCGAUACACGGAACAAAUAGAAAUAUCACAGUAGAUAACUGGUUUAGUUCGGUAGAUCUCUUCAAUAAAAUGCUCACUGAAUAUAACCUAACUAUGAUUGGAACGCUAAGAAAGAAUAAAAGGGAAAUUCCCUCUUCUUUUCUAAAUGGAAAAGAUGUAGGACCAUCAAAGUUUGCAUUUGAUAAUAAUAAAACACUUGUUUCAUUUGUUCCUAAAAAAGGCAAAAUAGUACUUCUAUUAUCGACAAUGCACUACUCCAGUGACAUCAAUAACGAUACAAAAAAACCUGAAUUGAUCAUGGAUUAUGGAAUUGAUCAUGCAUAUUCUUCAGUGCUGCUCAACUUAGCUAAUAGGGACAGUGCUAUGAAUAGAAGACAAUUUUUGCAUGAACUGUCGUUUCAACUAAUUGAACCAUUGCUACGAGUUAGAUUAGAAAUACCAACACUAAAUAAAUCUCUCAAAACAUAUAUUAGAGAUAUAUUGGGUGUUUCCGAAAAUCUAGAACCAGCAGCACAGGGUCAAAUUUUAGCAAAACGUACAAGAUGUGCUUUUUGUCCUCGAGAAAGGGAUAGGAAGGCAAAAAUGUUAUGUGGUAAAUGUAAGCUUGCCAUUUGCGAUACUCAUCGAGCUAUUGUGUGUUGUAAAUGUAGUCAGUGA
Sitophilus oryzae (rice weevil) is the source of this 768-nucleotide messenger RNA. RefSeq lists its product as uncharacterized. The record is from RefSeq and is a predicted model, not a curated record. Lineage: Eukaryota; Metazoa; Arthropoda; Insecta; Coleoptera; Curculionidae. The transcript has a single exon. The coding region runs from base 1 to 768 and encodes 255 amino acids.